Orcinus orca (killer whale) is the source of this 7265-nucleotide messenger RNA. RefSeq names its product diacylglycerol kinase gamma (gene DGKG). The record is from RefSeq and is a predicted model, not a curated record. Gene Ontology annotation, cellular component: plasma membrane. Gene Ontology annotation, biological process: diacylglycerol metabolic process; lipid phosphorylation; intracellular signal transduction. The transcript is spliced from 22 exons. Gene Ontology annotation, molecular function: ATP-dependent diacylglycerol kinase activity; calcium ion binding. The coding region runs from base 603 to 2585 and encodes 660 amino acids. NCBI's taxonomy places the organism in Eukaryota, Metazoa, Chordata, Mammalia, Artiodactyla, Delphinidae.
UGUGUGGCGGGGGGCGGGCUCUGCGCCCGCAAGCUGGGUUCAGCUCUGAGCGUGGCAUCCUGACUUGCCCGCUGCGAGGGGCAGGGCGCCGCAGUGCCGUAGUAGCGGGCAGCCGAGACGCACCGCUCAGGAGCCGCGGGUACCGGAGCGGGCAGAGACCCCGGCGCUGCCUAACCCCCUCCGGGCCGCCCGAGCUCCAACCCCCUCCCCGGGAGGGCUGCGCGGGCCGCAAGACGCCCAGACGCCAGCCUCGGUCCCCUUUCAGUCUCUCGGUUCAUCUUUCCUCCCAAGUAAGGGAAUAAGCCCCAAGGAAGGAGCGCUCCGGAGAACCGCGCAACAAAGUGUUGCAUGCUGAGGAAAAGCAAGGAUUUCUGAAUUUACCGUGACUACAGAUAGAAGGAUGUUGCCUUAGGAAUAGCAGAGGUCUUCUCUCAGCUACUAAACAGUGCCCGCUGCUGCCAUAGACACUUGGGUCCUCGAGAAAUCUCCUGAAGGACUUGUCCAUUGUGUACUUGCAAUGAGCCAGGCCCUAGGCUGGGCCUUGGCUACAGCCUGGUGAGCAAAACUCUCUCCCUAGCCUCAAACGUGCACACCCAGGAAAGAUGAGUGAAGAACGGUGGGUCUCCCUCACUCCAGAAGAAUUUGGCCAACUCCAGAAAUAUGCAGAAUAUUCUUCCAAGAAGAUAAAUGAUGUCUUGGCUGAAUUUAAUGAGGGUGGGAGCCUCAAACAAUAUGACCCACAUGAGCCUAUUAGCUAUGACAUCUUCAAGCUGUUCAUGAGGGCGUACCUGGAGGUGGACCUUCCACAGCCACUGAGCACACACCUCUUCCUGGCCUUCAGCCAGAAGCCCAGACAGGAGACCCCGUCCCACCCAAAGGAGGGGGCCAGCAACAGCGAAGCCAGUGGCCCAGAUUCCAACAUACAGAAUGCAGAUAAUGCUGCCAAAGCAGACGAGGCUUGUGCCCCUGACGUGGAAUCUAAGAUCACCAAGAAGCAAGUGCCAACUAAAGACCAAGUGUCUGCGACCCCCGUGGGAAACCAUGAUGCUCAGUCUCCAGGCUCAGAAUCCCCCACAGUGUACCUGAAGGAUGUCAUGUGUUACCUGUCCUUGCUGGAAACGGGGAGACCUCAGGAUAAGCUAGAGUUCAUGUUUCGUCUCUAUGAUUCGGAUGAGAAUGGUCUCCUGGACCAAGCGGAGAUGGAUCGUAUUGUCAACCAGAUGCUACACAUUGCCCAGUAUCUCGAGUGGGAUCCCAUGGAGCUAAGGCCUAUAUUGAAGGAGAUGUUACAAGGGAUGGACUACGACCGGGAUGGCUUUGUGUCUCUCCAGGAGUGGGUCCACGGAGGGAUGACCACCAUCCCAUUGCUCGUCCUCCUGGGCAUGGACGACUCUGGCUCCAAAGGGGACGGGAGGCACGCCUGGACCAUGAAGCAUUUCAAGAAACCAACCUACUGCAACUUCUGCCAUGUCAUGCUGAUGGGUGCUCGGAAGCAAGGCCUGUGCUGCAUUUACUGUAAAUACACCGUCCAUGAACGCUGUGUAUCCAAAAACAUUCCUGGGUGUAUCAAAACGAACUCAAAAACCAAAAGGGGAGGAGAGUUUCACCGCAAAUGUGAAUUGUCAACUUUGUGUGACGGUGGGGAGCUCAGAGACCAUAUUUUGCUGCCCACGUCAAUAUGCCCCAUCACCCGGGACAGGCAAGAUGGGAAGUCUGAUGGUAGCGUGUCAGCCAAGGACGAACUUGUAACGCAGUAUAAGAUCAUCCCCACCCCGGGUACCCACCCUCUGCUGGUUUUGGUGAACCCCAAGAGUGGAGGGAGACAAGGAGAAAGAAUUCUUCGGAAAUUCCACUAUCUGCUCAACCCCAAACAAGUUUUCAACCUGGACAAUGGGGGGCCUACUCCAGGACUCAACUUUUUCCGUGAUACUCCAGACUUCCGUGUCUUGGCCUGCGGAGGAGAUGGGACAGUUGGCUGGAUUUUGGAUUGCAUUGAUAAGGCCAACUUCGCAAAGCAUCCACCCGUGGCUGUCCUGCCUCUUGGAACGGGAAAUGACCUGGCCCGCUGUCUCCGCUGGGGAGGGGGUUAUGAAGGGGGCAGCCUGACAAAAAUCCUGAAGGACAUUGAGCAGAGCCCCUUGGUGAUGCUGGACCGCUGGCAUCUGGAAGUCAUCCCCAGAGAGGAGGUGGAGAAUGGGGACCAGGUCCCGUACAACAUCAUGAACAACUACUUCUCCAUCGGCGUGGAUGCUUCCAUCGCACACAGAUUCCACGUGAUGAGAGAGAAACACCCUGAAAAGUUCAACAGCAGGAUGAAGAACAAGCUGUGGUACUUUGAAUUCGGCACCUCAGAGACCUUCGCAGCCACCUGCAAGAAACUCCACGACCACAUAGAGUUGGAGUGUGACGGAGUUGGGGUGGACCUGAGCGGCAUCUUCCUUGAAGGCAUUGCUAUUCUCAACAUUCCCAGCAUGUACGGUGGCACCAAUCUCUGGGGAGAAACCAAGAAGAACCGGGCUGUGAUCCGGGAAAGCAGGAAGGUCGUCACUGACCCCAAGGAACUGAAAUUCUGCAUUCAAGGCUAAACCUGUCAAGGUCUUUGACACUAAAGUAUGUAUCUUAUUCAAUUUACUCAACAAACAUUUAUUGGGAGCCUUCUAUAUGCCAAGGGCUGGACUAGUUGCUAAGGAUUCAAAGAUAAACAAAACAAGAACACAUCCCUGCCUUCAACUCUCAGUGGGGUUGGGAGAGUGAUGCGUCCAGAAACAGUUGUCGUUGGGUGAGAUCCACUGAGCAGAGGAGAAGGAAAAAGCACACUGCCUGGAGUGUCCCGGGAGGGUAAACAGGAGUUCCCCAGGCAGAGGGAUACCUGUGCUGGGAACAGGGCCAGAUAGCGAAUGACCUUGGAUGCCUCACUAAGAACUGAGAUGUUGUCCUCGGGCUUCCAGAGGGUUUAAACAGGGAAGAUGUGCCCCUUAAAUAGGAGCGCCCUGCCAGCCUUUACCUAUUGGCGCUGAGCUCCACCCCCUCCUCCAGACUGUGGGAAGGUCUAAAGAAAUAAAAGCAAAAUGGGGCUGAGAUCAAAGAAGUGGGAAAAGGAACAGAGUCAGGGAAGAGUUUAAAGGAAGAAAAACAGCUGGGGCAGGAUGCCCACUUCAUCUAAAGCUCACCUGGAUUUACGGCCUUUGUGUGAAACCACGAGGAACACUGAAGAUUGUUAAAGAUGUUUUAACCUGAAUAUUAUGGGCUGGACUCUUGUACACAGCUCUAAGAAGGUAGACAGACAGACAGACUGUUGGGAGUUGCCAGGGUGAAUGUGGCAGAAAAGGAAAGCAAACCUAAUAUGUUUUUGGAGCCCACUCUGUGCCAGACACUUUCACAUACACCUCUGCCAUUUAAUCGCAUAACCACACUUUGAGGUCAGUAUUAUUAUUCCUAACGUCUCCUUUUCAAGUGAAGAAGCUCUGGAUCAAAGCAGUCAGGAAGUAACUUGUUUAUAUUCUUCUUCACUCCAACUCCUGCAUAUGUUUUGGGCAGUUUUAUUGCCUAAGGCUCAAGUUCUCCAACUUGAUUCUGAGUGUGCCUCAGAAUCUUCCAGAGGGCUUGUUAGAACACAGACUGCCAGGCCCAACCACCUGUGUUUCUGAUUCAGUCGAUCUGGGUGAGGCCUGAGGAUUUCCGUUUCUAACAAGUUUCCAGGUGAUGCUGAUACCACGCUCUGAGAACCACUGGCCUAUGGGGAUGAUCUACCCAAUAACCUAGCCCAGCGGUUCCCAAACUGUCUGCAUUUUGGAAUCACCUGGGGAAUCUUUAAAUCAGCUAGGCGAAUACUGAUUGAUGCCUAGCUCCCAGGCCUAUGCAUUCUUUUUUCUUUUUUCUUUAAUUGAAGUGUUGUUGGUUUACAGCGUUUCAGGUGUACAGCAAAAUGAUUCUGUUAUACAUAAUAUAUACAUAUAUAUAUUCUUUAUCAGAUUCUUUUCCAUUAUAGAUUAUUACAAGAUAUUGAAUACAGUUCCCUGUGCUAUACCGUAGGAGGCCCACACAUUCUGAUUUAACUGGUAUGGGGGCAACCUGGGUAUUAUUAUUUGUACCCCCCCCCACCCCAGGUAAUUCUAACAUGCAGCAAAGUUGAGGAACCGCUGACCUAGCCGCACUUCUCCUUGACUCUGAUCCCUAUCACCACCCUCUCCUUCAGCUGCCCACCACUGGGGCCGCAGGUAGAACUUGUCAUCCUAGCGCCACUCACAGCACAUCCUCCCAAACCUUUCUCCCACCGUCUCAGAACACCUGCUCCUGGAACUCAUCAAGUCUCUCACUUGGCUUCUCCCUUUUCACCUAGUCCGUCAACUCCUUCCCUGUUCAACCUAGAUCCUGUGGUACAGUAAUUACUGUAACCAUCUCUUGCCCACAGCAACACAUCAACCAGCCUGUUCUUUCUUUGACCAUAUAUGUCUACCUGGGAAAGUUUGAGGAGGAAUAUCUAAAUCAAACUGCAGGCAUGGAAGUCCAGGGAGGCUUCUUGAAGUUGACAGUGCUUGAGCUGGGUUUUGAUGAGCAAGUAAAAGUGGAAGAGAGCAUUUCAAGCAGGGGUACGGCAUGGGUAGAGGCAUGAAAGAGAAACAGUAGGGUUUAUUGGGGAGCUAAGUUGUUGUAUAUGUCUGGAGCAGGAACUUAGCCCUACGAUGUCAGGAGAUAACGGUACAGAGGCAGCCUCUUGUCAGAUGGGGGCGGGUCUUGGGCAUCAUCAAGCCAGGGAACUUACAUCUUUCCAAGUAUGAACAGCAGUUGAUAGGUUUUUAAAAUGACUUUUAAAUUAUAACAGUGAUAUACACUUAUAGAACAUGCAAAACACUUAGAAAAACAUAAAGUAGAAAAUAAUAAUCACUUUUAAUCUAAUUACCCAGAACUCACAACUCUUUAAGAUUUUAGGGGAAUUUGUUCUUUUCUUCCAUGCAUGUUCUUAUAUAGUUGAGAACAUGCUAUGCAAGUAAGUUUGUAUCCUGCCUUCGCACUUGAAGUUAUAACAUAUACAUAUUUAAUGUUUUUGAAAUCUGUAAACAUUUUAAUAGCAGUGUAAAAUUCUAUAGUUUGAUACCAUAUAAUUUAACUAUUCUCAUAUAGGUAGAAAUGGGGGAGGGGGAAGUUUCACUGUAAUAAAUGACGCCACAAUAUUCAUAUUUGUAUGAACUUAGAUUUUUUCAGUGGUUUCUUGUGAUCAAUAUCAAGAAAUAAAUGAAUCAACCGUGUGAAAGUUUUAGACAUUUAUUACCAAACUUCUAAAAACUUUUCUGCCAGUUUACAGUCUGAUCAUAGGUAUGAAAGCGUGCACAUUUCAUCUUCCCUUCCCAGUGCCUGGUGUCAUGGUUGGUGCCACUGAAGGGUUUUUGCUGUGGAGGUGACAUGAGCAGAUGUGCAUUUAUAAAAUCCCAUACUGGAGGCUGAAUCAAGUGUACCAGAUUGGAACUGCUAUCGCUGUCCUUGCUGUUCCGCCUCUGCUUCCACAUUCUCCUGUUCCCAUGUUCCCAUUCUUCCUCUUUUUUCUUUCUUGGAGGAAGUGUUUGCUGCACACAGAGCACUGCCCAAGACUUUGUUGCCAGGAGCAGUGCUGAAAGACCUAGCUCUCUGGUUGCAACAAGUUGGUGCCCAGCCCAGAGACCCUCUUUUUAUAGUUCUAUGAAAAAAAAAAUCUGUAGAUAGUAAUUCUCAUUAGGGAGAGAUACUUUUUAUAUUUUCCAAUGACAUUGCCAAGUGAGUUUAUUGAUAAAUUAAUUUCCUUGUGUAUCCAGUGACUAUCCAGUCCUACACACAAUCACCCCUGUCCCUGGAAUGUCCUUCCUCUUUCUCCUUCUUAACCCAGCAAAUUACCUUGGCAUUCAUCCUUCAAGACCUUCCUUAAAUGUCUGUGACACUUCCUUCCAUACCUUGCCCAGUCAUAAUCAGUUACUCAGGCCUCCUUGUUCCUAUAGUUCACUGACAACAUCUUCUACACCUAACGCUUUUCCUCCCUCUUGGCCAAGAGUCCUUCAAGAGUUGAAUAUUUUGCAUUCCCACUUCUUAACACACUGCCUGGCACUUGGUUGCCAUCAGUAACUGUUGAAUGAUUGAGUGAAUGGAUUAAUGAGUUCCUGUUUUGCUAAGAUACAUGGACAUUCCAUCUUAAACAGAAACAAAUUGAAGAAUGUAGAGACAAUAUGGAGAUGAUAUGAAUUGCCAAACCACACUCUGAGUCAUUGGUACCUAAGGUAAAGCAGACACGUGGUAUAUCAGGUGUCCUGAUGCUGGAUUCUAAGUUCUGAACGUUAAAUGUUCUGUGUGCCUGCACAUCAACCUGUGCUCUGUUCUGUUUCAUUUUAACUCCAGAUUUAGUUUCUGCAUAAGGAUCUGUGUGCUAGAGGAAGUACAGGGAAUUGAGUGAUGCCAGAAUUUCCCAAAAUGUGUUCCAAAGAAAACUGCCAGGGUUACCUAUAAAACUGUUUUCUAGGUAUCACACAAAAGAAGAGUCUCAUGGUCCAAUAAGUUUGGGAAACAAAGUUGAAUAUAUUUCUUUACUGCAGAACUUCCUGGUAGGCAUUUUAGGAAGUUGAAAGAUCAGUUAGGCAAUGGUAGAGAAACAGAACAGCCAGCAAGUCUUCCUUCAGUGGUAAGCAGGAGCCAUCCUAGCCUCUUCACACCGGGGAAGAUUCAGAGUACAAAUUCAAAGGCCGAACGGUGAGACAUAGAAGAUCCUGGCCCCUCCCCUUGCACUUCUGCACUUAUCGCCCAAGUCCCACAUUUGUGUAAACCCCUGCCUCUACCCACCCCCCAUACUGAUGAGAUCAGCCUGCAUUAUGUCUCUUCUAGAGCCAGGAAGCAAGGUAAUGUGUGGGAAGUAAUAGCUGCAAGGUAAUGUGUGGGAAGUGAUAACAACUUUUCGCUGUUAAAGCCAUUCAACAGGAAAAUUUGUUAAAAGACCAAGACAUUGUAAAAGCUGAAACACUUGAGUCUAUUAAGGCCCCUGCUUCUUAGAACAUUUUGUUACCAGGGAAUGUUUCAAGGAGGGAAAACACUGAACUAUCACAGCACUGUCAGAUACCAAAGACUGGUACAGAGAGCAACAUUUUACAAGACAUCUGUCUCUCUGCCAACAGAGAAACUUCUAAAAAGUUCGACCUCUCUUUUCUCCUACUUUCUCCUACCCCAGUAUGACUCCCCCACUCUCCUCACCCCUAAACACACCCUACACGUCUUUCCUCCCUCCCUUUUGCUCCCUCCCUCCUCCCCUCCCU